AUGGCUUCCUCGCACUCCCCCCACCCACCCACCGUGCCGCCAGAGCCGGUGACCCCGCCGUCCCCAUGGACCAUCACAGACGGCGCCAUCUCCGGCAUGCUACCAGCAGCCGAGGCCUUCGCCGUGCACUACCCGGGCUACCCCUCUUCCCCCGCCGACGCCGCCCGCAUCCUCGGCGAUCUCCCCGGCAUUGCCAAGGUCUGGAGCUCCGAUCCUAGCGCCCGCCUCGAGCUCGCUUCCACCCCGAGGACCCCCAUCGCCAUCCAGCCUUGGCGCGAUCCUGCGCGCCCACCGGCCUUCUGCGCGCCUCCAAGCAGGUACUUUAUUCCUUCAAAGGAUAGACCAACAAAGAUAGCGCUUCUACCAUCGUCCAAUGCCCUAUCUAAAACCAUGCACAGGAGAGUCGUACAAGAACGGUGGGAGAUGAACGUUGGACCAACUCUUGCGCUUCCGUUCAACACUCAAGUUGUCCCGGAGAAGAUUAAUUGGGAAGACCAUGUUCGAAAGAAUUCUGUAGAUUGGGAUUGGCAGAUGGCUGUCUGCAAAUUGUUUGAUGAGCAUCCUGUGUGGCCAAGGCAAUCACUUUAUGAGCGGUUGCUUGAUGAUGGUGUGCAUGUCUCUCAAAACCAAUUCAAAAGGCUUCUGUUUAGAGCUGAAUACUACUUCUCUACUGGACCCUUUGGAAAAUUCUGGAUCAGAAGAGGAUAUGACCCUCGUAAAGAUUCUGAGUCACGAAUAUAUCAGAGAAUUGAUUUUCGCAUGCCUCCUGAGCUACGGUAUCUUCUAAGGCCAAAGAAUUCUGGGUCUUAG
This is a messenger RNA of Miscanthus lutarioriparius, 810 nucleotides long. The record is from the annotation of a GenBank genome assembly. NCBI's taxonomy places the organism in Eukaryota, Viridiplantae, Streptophyta, Magnoliopsida, Poales, Poaceae.